Aspergillus welwitschiae is the source of this 875-nucleotide messenger RNA. RefSeq names its product SDR family NAD(P)-dependent oxidoreductase. Gene Ontology annotation, molecular function: oxidoreductase activity, acting on the CH-OH group of donors, NAD or NADP as acceptor. The annotation marks the transcript as partial. The record is from RefSeq and is a predicted model, not a curated record. NCBI's taxonomy places the organism in Eukaryota, Fungi, Ascomycota, Eurotiomycetes, Eurotiales, Aspergillaceae. The transcript is spliced from 2 exons.
UUUUCUUUCUUUUCUUUUUUUUUUUUCACUUCAGAUUACUUCACACUGCACCACAUAGCAUCAAACAUGUCCCGUUCCCUCGAAGGAAAAUUCGCCAUCAUCACCGGUGGCUCCCGCGGAAUCGGCGAAGCCAUUGCCCACAACCUCGCCAGCAAAGGCUGCUCUCUCCUUCUAAACUACACCUCAGACAGCUCUCGCACCCGCACCGAAUCCCUCUGCAACACCCUAUCCACCACGCACAAAAUCACCUGCAUCCCAGUGCAAGCCGACCUCUCCGACCCCGACCCCGCCCCCGCCGUCAACACCAUCAUCUCCGCCGCCAAAACCCACUUCACCUCGCCCACCACCAACACCCUCACCAUCGACAUCCUAAUCAACAACGCCGGGGUCAGCAAAGACCGUUUCCUCAACGACCCCUCCUCCGGCCCCAUCGACCCCGCCUACUUCAACUGGCACUACACCAUCAACGUGCUCGCCCCGCUGCUCCUCACCCAAGCCUGUGCGGAGUACCUCCCGCGCAAGCCCGCGCACAGCGGCCGCAUCAUUAACAUCUCGAGUAUUUCGUCCUCGUUGGGGUUCACGGGCCAGUCGGUGUAUGGGGGCACGAAGGCGGCGUUGGAGGCGAUGACGAGGACGUGGGCCAGGGAGUUGGCCGAUGUGGCGACGGUGAAUGCGGUGAAUCCCGGUCCUGUUGUGGGUGAUAUGUAUUUUGCUACGGGCGAGGAGUUUUGGAAGCAGAUGCAGGGGUUCCAGGAUAAUACGCCGUUGAGUAAGUUGGUGGAUGGGGAGGAGGCCGUGGAGGAGUUGCUGAGUGAGGAGCAGAAGAGGUUGAUUAGGGAGAAGAUGGGUGGGAGGAGGCCUGCGUUUACGAGGGA